This is a messenger RNA of Castor canadensis (American beaver), 647 nucleotides long. Lineage: Eukaryota; Metazoa; Chordata; Mammalia; Rodentia; Castoridae. The record is from RefSeq and is a predicted model, not a curated record.
UUCUUGACCAGGACAUUCUAAAGAACAUGAGUUAUGGAAGAGAGAGACUAUCAUUGAAUGACUGGAGGAGAUCUUGUGCGAAAGCUGAAAGAAGAUAAAGCACCCCAAGUGGAUGUAGACAGAGCAGUAGCUGAGCUCAAAGCCCGAAAGAGGGUUCUGGAAGCAAAGGAGCUUGCAUUACAGCCCAAAGAUGACAUUGUAGACAGAUCAAAAAUGGAAGAUACCUUGAAGAGGAGGUUUUUCUAUGAUCAAGCUUUUGCUAUUUAUGGAGGGGUUAGUGGUUUGUACGACUUUGGACCAGUUGGAUGUGCUCUCAAGAACAAUAUUAUUCAGACCUGGAGACAGCACUUUAUCCAGGAGGAGCAGAUCUUGGAGAUUGACUGCACCAUGCUCACUCCUGAGCCCGUUUUAAAGACCUCUGGCCAUGUAGACAAAUUUGCUGACUUCAUGGUGAAAGAUGUGAAAAACGGAGAAUGUUUUCGUGCUGACCAUCUAUUGAAAGCUCACUUACAGAAAUUGAUGUCUGAUAAGAAGUGUUCUGCUGAGAAGAAGUCAGAGAUGGAAAGUGUCUUGGCCCAGGUGAGAACUUAAAGACAAUAUCAAAGUAUUUGUACAUGGGUAGGGCUGUGUUGCUUUCUGUAUGUGAU